Cutaneotrichosporon oleaginosum is the source of this 669-nucleotide messenger RNA. RefSeq lists its product as uncharacterized. Gene Ontology annotation, cellular component: mitochondrial intermembrane space. NCBI's taxonomy places the organism in Eukaryota, Fungi, Basidiomycota, Tremellomycetes, Trichosporonales, Trichosporonaceae. Gene Ontology annotation, biological process: cellular respiration. The record is from RefSeq and is a predicted model, not a curated record.
ACCAUCAACCGGUCAAGCUCCAUCUUCAGCCGCCUCAAUCUCCAUUCUGUGUACACGCAAACGUUAGCAAUGGACUUUUCCUUCGACGCAGUGGCAUCCAAGUGCGCCCACCAAAUGGCGCAGUAUCAGAACUGCGUGCAGGCAAACCAGCACGGCGACUGGGGAACCAUUUGCAGGGAGCAGGGCCGAGCGCUUACCAAGUGCGCCGAUGAGAGCGUGCCUUACCUCGCAGAAAUGAAGCGAGCAUGCUUUACUCACAUCGAGGCGUAUCGCACCUGUCUGGACAAGCACGGAUCCAAGUCGGACGAGGUGGUGCAAGCCGAAUGCGGGGGCGCACUCAAAAAGCUGUGGGACUGCACCGACGCUCAGAAGAAGAAGAUUGACGAGGCAAAGUAGAUGGGCGAGCGGGGAAAGCGAAGAAGGUAGGCUCGACCGUGCGUUCCGCUCUGUCGCUGCUCAACAUCCUUAACGUCAUCAAACACCACCUCACAAAGCAAAACCUUGCAUUGACAUCUUAUGCACUGUAUCGGUAGCCCUGUCCCGAUCCGCAUUUCACACGGCGUGCGGUACGAACAAGAAGCUUCCACCACGCAGCAUGCACCCUGGGGCUGACAUUUCUUUGCCAGUGGUUGUUGCUCAUCGCUGGUGAGCCGAACCCAAGUGAGACGC